AUGCGUGAAAUUAUUACUUUACAGCUCGGCCAGCAAAGUAAUUACCUCGCGAACCAUUUCUGGAAUACUCAGGAAUCUUACUUUACAUAUGGUGCUGAUGAGGAGUCGGCCAUCGACCAUGAUGUUCAUUUUAGGCCCGGCAUUGGGUCCGAUGGGACCGAGACCUUCAUGCCUAGAACUGUCAUCUAUGACUUGAAGGGAGGUUUUGGUACAUUAAGGAAGCUAAAUUCUUUAUAUGAAAUAGAUGGCGAUCCGUCUUCUAGCAGCUUAUGGUCUGGCCAAACCGUAAUACAGCGACAGCAGCCCAUAGAGGCAAGCGCAUACCAAGAGAGUCUCGAUACUGGCCAGGCACCUACGGAACUCACCACAAGCUCAGUCAGGUAUUGGUCUGACUUCAACCGUGUUUUCUAUCACCCGAAGUCCAUUAUCCAACUUAGCGAGUAUGAGCUCAACUCGACUGUCAUGCCUUUUGAGAAGUGGCACAUGGGAGAAGAACUCUUUGCAUCGCUAGACAAGGAACAUGACCUCCUAGACCGAGAUCUACGCCCUUUCGUCGAAGAGGCGGAUCAAAUGCAAGGUCUCCAGAUCAUGACUGGCAUUGACGAUGCCUGGGGUGGGUUUACGACUAAAUAUAUGGAGAGGCUGAGAGAUGAAUAUGGCAAAACCCCUAUUUGGGUUUUUGGAGCGCAGGAGCCAUCUAGAGGAUUGCCGCGGGAGAAGAGACUAUUAAAGCUCGUUAACAAGGCUCGGACUCUCUCAGAACUCAAUUCGCAAGCUUCAUUAGUCAUCCCUCUUGCGUUGCCAGAGCGACCCCUGCCAUCAACCGUGCAGCUCGAUUCUUCCUCGCCCUGGCACGUAUCUGCCCUAUUUGCUGCGGCUUUGGAGAGUGUAACCCUUUAUACACGGCUAAGGACAUCUGACAGGGCUUAUUCAAGCAACCUCGGUAACAUUACAGACCUCUUGAAUGUAUUUGGGAAGCAGACUAUUGCGAAUUUGGAAAUGAGUAUUUUCGAGGCUCCCAUGUCUCAUCAGAACGGAGCUAACGGUACAAACGGCACUAAUGGGGAGACAAAUGGCUUGAACGGACGGGGCGAAAAUGUACGCGACCUAUAUGAGAACGGGAUAAAUCUCGACAACGAGUCUGAAUCUGGUUCUCAAAAGGGGGCUGCGACUUUGGAAAUCGAUUUAUCAUCCCCUCAAGACCUUAACCUCGAUACUAGUGGGAGGAGACGCAGAAAACGUCACAUUUUCAGCCAGGUUAUAGGUGACAGAGGAUUGCAGAACCUUAAUCGAGCCAAUGAUGAUAAUGAUCGAGAACUGAGGGAGCAAUUCGGAAUGCAACGCCGUCCAAAGUUCCACAAUUAUCGAUCACGGGUGGCUUUCCCCCUAAUCGACAGCUAUCCAAAGAUAUUCCGGGAUAGUUAUGGCCAUCCUGUAAGGGAGAACAUAUCCAUCAAAACGGCCUUAUCCACAGACUCGACAGUCACGGAUAAAGUUAAGGCUAUACGUAAUACCGUCAUCCGCUCCAUCGGCCUAGAAGAUCGCGAGGCGAUAGGCAACGAACUUGCUGAGAUUGCCGAUAGCUAUAAAGAAGGCUGGUCUAGCGACAGCGAUGAAGAUUAUGAUGACGAAUGA
Annulohypoxylon truncatum is the source of this 1635-nucleotide messenger RNA. RefSeq names its product tubulin nucleotide-binding domain-like protein. The coding region runs from base 1 to 1635 and encodes 544 amino acids. Lineage: Eukaryota; Fungi; Ascomycota; Sordariomycetes; Xylariales; Hypoxylaceae. Gene Ontology annotation, biological process: mitochondrion distribution. Gene Ontology annotation, cellular component: cytoplasm. The transcript is spliced from 3 exons. The record is from RefSeq and is a predicted model, not a curated record.